This is a messenger RNA of Coniophora puteana RWD-64-598 SS2, 2316 nucleotides long. RefSeq names its product glycosyltransferase family 2 protein. The transcript has 9 exons. Bases 1 to 2316 code for a protein of 771 amino acids. Gene Ontology annotation, cellular component: cell septum; cell periphery. NCBI's taxonomy places the organism in Eukaryota, Fungi, Basidiomycota, Agaricomycetes, Boletales, Coniophoraceae. Gene Ontology annotation, molecular function: chitin synthase activity. The record is from RefSeq and is a predicted model, not a curated record.
AUGCCUGGUGGGUACGACGACGGCGGAGGCGAGGCUACUGGGGACGAUCGGAGCGAGAAUAAUAUUCGCUAUGGACAUAUCCCGCAGCGCGUGCCGAGGCGGUAUAAGACGAUGAAGAAGGUCGAACUCUUCCACGGAAAUCUCGUUCUCGACUCCGCCGUCCCCUCGAAGCUCCUUAACAUGUGCGCCCUGCGCAACGAGCGCGAGUUCACCCACAUGCGCUACAGCGCCGCCACGUGCGAUCCGAACGACUUCAAGAAAACAGGCUUCACCCUGCGCCAGUCGCAUUAUGACCCGCCGCGCCAGACCGAGCUGUUCAUCGUCAUGACCAUGUACAACGAGGACGACGAGCUCUUCACGCGCUCGAUGCACGGUGUCAUGAAGAACAUUGCCCACCUGUGCAAGCGCGACCGGAGCAAGACGUGGGGCAAGGACGGGUGGAAGAAGGUUGUCGUCUGUAUUGUGUCUGAUGGACGGCAGAAGAUCAAUUCGAGGACAUUGAGCGUUAUUGCGACGAUGGGCGCGUAUCAGGAUGGGAUUGCCAAGAACAUCGUCAAUGGCAGACCUGUCACUGCUCACAUCUACGAGUACACCACGCAGAUCUCCGUCACGCCCUCGAUGAAGAUCGAAGGCGCCGAAAAGGGCAUCGUGCCCGUGCAGCUUCUCUUCUGCCUCAAGGAAAAGAACCAAAAGAAGAUCAACUCGCACCGCUGGUUCUUCAACGCCUUUGGACCUAUUCUGAUGCCAAACGUCUGCAUCCUGCUCGACGUCGGCACGAUGCCGGGCCCGACGUCGAUCUACCACCUGUGGAAGUCGUUCGACAUCAACUCGAACGUGGGCGGCGCGUGCGGCGAGAUCGUGGCGCUCAAGGGCAAGUACGGACAGUACCUGCUGAAUCCGCUGGUCGCUGCGCAGAACUUUGAGUACAAGAUGAGCAAUAUCCUGGAUAAGCCGCUCGAGAGCGUGUUUGGGUAUAUCACGGUGCUGCCUGGCGCGUUUAGCGCGUAUCGGUAUAUUGCGCUGCAGAACGAUGCGAUGGGCGAGGGCCCGCUGCAGAAGUAUUUUCUGGGGGAGAAGAUGCACGGUGCGGGGGCGGAUAUUUUUACGGCGAACAUGUAUCUCGCCGAGGAUCGGAUUCUGUGCUGGGAGCUCGUGUCGAAGCGCGGCGGCUCGUGGAUCCUGCACUACGUCAAGUCGGCGUACGCGGUGACGGACGUGCCGGACCAGGUGCCGGAGCUGAUCUCGCAGCGGCGGCGGUGGCUGAACGGCUCGUUCUUCGCGGCCGUGCACGGGACGGUGCACUUCCACUACAUCUACCGGUCUGCGCACUCGGUCCUGCGCAAGUUCUGGAUCCACGUCGAGGCGGUGUAUCAGCUGUACAACCUGAUAUUUUCGUGGUUCGCGCUGGGCAACUUUUAUAUCGCGUUCGUCAUCCUCACGACGGCGAUCGAGGCGGAAGUGAGCUGGGGCGGGAUCAAGUAUAUUAAUAUUGUGUUGAAUUAUUUUUAUUUGGGGCUGUUGAUUAUGUGUUUUUUGCUGAGUCUGGGGAACAGGCCGCAGGGGAGCAAGUGGGGGUAUACGCUUGCGAUGGUCGGGUUUGCGCUCGUGACGGUGUAUAUGACGACGUCGGCGUUUUUAUUGGCGUUCAAGGGGAUUGAGAAUGUGGAGCAGUCGACAGGCCCGAUUAAUGCGGGGUCGUUCUUUACGAACUCGAUCUUUAGGAAUAUUGUCAUUUCGCUGCUGGCGACGCUGGGGUUGUACCUCGUUGCGUCGAUCAUCUUCUUCGAGCCGUGGCACAUGAUCACGUCGUUCCUGCAAUACCUGCUCCUCGCGCCAUCGUACAUCGCCGUGCUGAACGUGUACGCGUUCGCGAACGUGCACGACGUGUCGUGGGGCACCAAGGGGGACAACAAGGUGUCGACGGACCUGGGCGUCGUCACCACAGGCACGGGCGCGAACAAGAACGAGGUGGAGGUGGCGGUGCCGACGACGGAGACGGAUAUCAAUGCGGCGUACGAGGACGCGAUCCAUGUGCUGAGCACGAAGCCGCCGAAGGAGGAGCAGAAGGUGGAUGCGGCGACGCAGCAGGAGGAUUAUUAUAAGAGUUUUAGGACGAAUGUGCUGUUGACGUGGACGUUGAGUAACGCGCUGCUGGCGGGUGCGGUCGUCGCUGCGACGCCUGGGAAGGGCGAGAACGCGAGUACGGCGGUGAAUGGGUAUAUGGCGUUUAUUCUGUUCUCUGUCGCCGGGCUUGCGUUUAUUCGGUUCAUGGGCUCGACGACGUAUAUGCUUAUCCGGCUGUUUGCCGGUGAGUAA